AUGGGCAGCAUGAGUGCGGCUGGAUUGGGGGUGGACUCGCCACCUCCCACGCAAUUUGACACCCGCAACAACAAUCAAGGAGGAGAAGGUGAAGACAUGCACGACUACCGCGCGGACGACGAGGACGAGUACGACGACGAGGUCGACAACAGCUUCGACUACGUCCCUGCUGUGAAUUAUUCCGAGUCCAGCGAGGACUUCGAGGGCGAUGAAGAGGAGAAUGAAGAGACUGCAGUGCAGCAGCAGGAGGCAACGCACGAGGCCGAGUCCCCACUGGGGGAUGAAGUCGAGGAGAACCCCUCGUCGCCUAUCCAGGACGAAGCUGCUGAUAUUGUGGAGGUGGAUGUAGAGCGCCACGCUGUCCUUAAGGACACAACCGUCGUCAAGAAGUACUUGCACUCGGUUGCGACCUCGUCCUCUGCCGUGAUUGACCGCGUGACGUCGUCAACGCUCGAAGCUGCAGCAGCUAAGGACCUGGGAGACAGCAGCAGCAGCAGCAGCUUUAUAACGACUGACAGUGGAGAAGACGAGUCUACUCCCCACGCCAACGACUUGGAAAAUGUCGUGGCCGACACCGCGGAGGAGGCGAAGGUGGCGAGUUUACUCAACGCAAGUGACGAGAAGAUGGACGUCGACGAGGAGGAGGAGAAGCCCAGUGCCGUCGUGCAGAUUCCACCUAAUCCCGAGACUGAAGAACCUGCAGAGGCGAUGGAGGUGGAUCCAGAGGACGAAGUGGUGAGUGAGACGCCACAAAGCGGCGACAUGGCGCGUGAGGCGGACGAUGAGAGGAGCGAUGCCCCCGAUUCGCAACAAUCACAGCCACCUGCAACCAAUGCAGCCACUACAAGUACAUCGCUGAAAGAUCGCGGACCUCUGCCAGACCCCAGCGUCAAGUCAAAGCAGCCGUCAACUCCGUCGCCAAAGACGAAGAAGAAGGCGAAGAGACCGACCAAGUCGACGAAGAGGAAGCAGCGUGCAGCUCCCACUACUGAGCCUCGAAGUGAGGACAAGGGCAGUGAUGCUGGACAUGAAUCCCCCACAACAACACGUGCCGCUGCUAAAGCUCCGACUCACACGCCAAAGAGCCCGAAGCGUGCAAGCGCCAAGAAGGCGAGGAAGUCCUCGACGUCCGCUGCUAGUGAAGCCGGUGCUUCCGGGAAUGAGCAGAAGUCGCACUUGCCGCCUCUGCGUCGGUCCCCACGGAUCAAGACGGAGACCCCGAAGUUCACGUACCCGGUGAAGCUUCUCGCCGAUGAAGCCGUCAUGAACCACUUUGACCGCGUGAGUGCGAGUGGAGCGGCGUCUCCUGCCACUGAGACUAUGACGUGCAAGUAUUGCGGCAAGACGGUGACCACUUCGCGUGGUAUGACAGCGAGACACCUGAAUAGCUGCGCAGCCUUCGAACGGGACAACAGCGAAGAAAAACCAGCAGCUCCGUUGUCCCCAGCGGCUGCACAGGCUCCAAACGUCAAGUCCGAAGCCGCUUCGAGCCCCAACGCAGCAGCCACUUGCCUAGUGGAGCCGCUCGUGCCGUUGAUGGGGUCCCAGACACUUGUUAACAAGCUGAAAAGUGCCUUUCAGCGCUCGCCACGUGUCGGACACGGACCCAUUUCCCGGUUCCAGCCGUUGAUUCGAGACGAUCUCACCGGGUUGCGCCACCUGCGCGUACAGGACUUGCUGGACGAUACGAACGGACCUAUAGUGCAGCUUCGAGUCAAGCAGCGUGGGGCUCAGCGCAGCACGGGGCAGGACCUUUUGGAACCAGUGUCUAAAGCGAAGGCGCGUAACUUGGAGAAGCUCCCACUGCGCUUCCCAGCUCCUCGCAGCGUCGCCGAAUACUUUAUUGCGCCGCUGGCGAAGGAAAUGGGCCUCAUGUACGCAAUGGACGAACACACGGCCCAUUUGGUGAGCUGUCCGCAAGCAGGAACGCUGCUCGACUGGCGGUUCCAUCGCACGGAGACUGUGGUCUUCCAGCUGGGUGGCAAGUCGCUCUGGAAGGUGAAAAUAGGUCACGUGGAGCACCCGCUGCACUGCUUCCACCCCGAUUCGUGGCAACUGGACGCCACAACUCACGUCGCCAAGGCUCACCGCGUGGCUUCGAUGGACAAGAGCGUUUUGGGCUUUUUGUCGCCGCCAGGAGAAGACGUCCGCGUCUUCGAUGAGGACGAGACUGGAAGUGUUGGUCAAGAAGAAGAAGAAUAUCUCCUGAAGCCUGGCUCGGUCGCGUAUCUCCCUGCUGGCGCGUGGUUUGAAAGGGAGAGUCAGGGGCCGAACUCGAUGUGGCUCGAGGUGCAGCUGGUGUCCAUGACGGCGCAAGACUUGGUGUUCUCGGCCUUGAAGCAGCUCGCAUGGGGCGACAAGCAGUGGCGGAUGGGGCUGCAGCUGUACCCUGGGGAUCGCGCCCAAACCAAGUCGAUGCGGCACCACGUGAUGGCCUGCAUGCGGUCGCUGUACAACGUGAUGGCAGAGCUGGAGGAGAGCGACCUGUUGCCGGAGUAUCUGUGCACGGAGGACAUGCAGGACCUUGUGGCGCAAGGGCUCCUCCAGAACGUGAGCAGAACCGCGUCGUCAACGAGUUUCGAGGUGGAUCUGACGAACCCCAGACUCAAACUGAAGCACGAGAAGGUGUUUAAAGGGGUCGAGUACCGCGUGAACCCAGUUGCAGUGUUGAUGAGCGCGGAUGAAAUCCCCCACCUGCAGCCUAAUGAUGAAGAGGAGGCCAUAGAUCAACAACCUGCUGAAGACGGCCGAGCGGCGCACCAUGCCCUGAAGAAGACGCCCAAGCCAAAGCCUAAACGCAAGCAGGCUCUGCGAGUGAUGACACACGGUGGCAAACACACGUACGUGCUGGAGGAAGUGUUCGGGAAUGACGCGCUCAAGUCGCGGCUGCACGUCAAGUUCCAGUGCUCGGCGGACCAGUGGAAAAUGGUGGAGUGGCUCCGCAACCGCGACUCGGAGCCGUUCGAGCUGGAGGAGUUUGUUCGCUGCGACUUGUCCAUUCUCCAGACCAAGAGUCCUGCGCGAUGCGAGGAGAACGCGAGGCAGCUGCUGCGGUUCCUGUGCUUCGUGGGGUACGUCACCCAGGUGAAGAAGCCAGCGGCCUGA
This is a messenger RNA of Phytophthora sojae, 3105 nucleotides long. RefSeq lists its product as hypothetical. NCBI's taxonomy places the organism in Eukaryota, Oomycota, Peronosporomycetes, Peronosporales, Peronosporaceae. The record is from RefSeq and is a predicted model, not a curated record. The coding region runs from base 1 to 3105 and encodes 1034 amino acids. The transcript has 2 exons.